AUGGCAUCUCAGAGAAAGCCGAUGGCGCAGUCUUCCUCUGAUGUCUUCAAUCAUUCAACCCCACCACAAUUCAUAGCCCCCUUCUCUCUUCCUCCCUUGCGCUCACAACAAUUUCCUCCUGGGGUAUCACACCUUAGCAAACAGGUAAUCGAUGAGCACUCCACGAGCUGGUUAAGAAGAAACGACCAUCGUAACGGGAUUCCCGAUGCCGGUCCUUCGCCAACGAGCACAAAAUCUAUCUAUGAACAGGGCCUUUCCCCUGAAGACCUAGCAAGUGAACUAAGAAAGGAACCUCAUUCGAAGUUAACCUCCAAAAUCUUAGUCAAGUUGCGGUUGAAGCUGUCAACUGAAUCGCUUCGGUGGCUCGAGGAUUUUAUACUGCAUCACGAGGGUUUACAAGCUCUGGAGAAUGUGAUUAACCAGAAUGGAUCCCCUCAGAUGUUCAAUAAGGACGAGCCAUAUAGCCGAAGUCCAUUUGGGACGGAAGAACUGAAUGGGCUGAUCCAACUAGAAUUGAUGAAAUGUUUGAAGGUCAUAAUGAAUGCGGAUCUUGGUUUUGAACAUGUUUUGGAGCUGAAAGGUCUGAUUCGGUGGCUAGCCUUUUCAUCUUUCGCUCCCUGGCCUUCCUAUAAAGCCAAGAUCCACGCGGCCGAAAUCUUGAGCGCGAUAUGUUCCUUGUCCCUGGAACACGGUCGUGCGAUUGUCGUUGAGGGAUUCCUGAGCCUCGCAUCAAAUCCGGAACAUGCGUUCCAAGGCUUGAUAAAUAGCCUUGGAGCCGAGAGGACGGAUGAAAUCGAGUGUCAAUCCAGGACUUCUGACCCGCUUCGCGCCGUAGAAGCUGAUUCCGAAGACUUGAGCUUGGUCUGGGAUUAUCGCUGUCGCGCCUUGGGACUCUGUAAUUCGAUCGGCACAGGCGGGCUUUACUGGUAUGGUUUACUCGUCAAGGCGGACAUCAAUGAUGCUAUAUUUCGGCUGAGUGGAAACAAUCCCCCAGCUGCUUUUGUGGCUCAAGUCGAAGCUUGGAAAUGCAAACUUGGGUGGUCCUGA
Molecule: messenger RNA, 1047 nt
Organism: Puccinia graminis f. sp. tritici CRL 75-36-700-3
Lineage: Eukaryota; Fungi; Basidiomycota; Pucciniomycetes; Pucciniales; Pucciniaceae
Exons: 4
Coding region: 1-1047 (348 amino acids)
Biological process (GO): mitotic actomyosin contractile ring assembly; barbed-end actin filament capping; actin filament bundle assembly
Cellular component (GO): mating projection tip; cell division site
Molecular function (GO): small GTPase binding; actin binding
Source: RefSeq, a predicted model, not a curated record